UCAGGAUUUCAGAUUGAAGUGCAUCGAAUUGUUUACAGGAAAGCGACUUGAUACGGAUAAUGGGGCCUAGCAAAGAGAACAAAUCGUUACUAUGGCUUUUUCUUCUUACAUAUUUACUACCAUGCAACUGCGAGGUACCCGUUGUACAGGAUUGGCCCAGUUCCAUCACCAUUUCUGAGGAUGUCCCUGUCGGUUCUGUUUUGUUUAACUUCACCGUAAAAAGCGGAACUUUCAAUGAAGAUAUCACAGUAAAUACCCGUGGAUCUGCAACAUUUAACAUCGUAAACAUAAAUCAGAAUCGGGGCAACAAUAUAUUCGCUCAGGUCAUUUCAAAAACAGAACUUGACAGAGACGGAUACGGAAUACCAGGUGUAGGUACGUGUACCCUGAAGUUCGUUGUCAUUGACUUGAGAGGGAAUACGAUUAAUUUGGAGACAAAACUAUACCUACGAGACGUUAAUGAUAACACACCGCGAUUAGAAAACCGACCGUACCAGUGGAUUAUAAAUGAACACUCUCAGAAAGGAAAUGAAACCUUUACCAAUGUUAAAGCGACCGACUUAGAUGACGGAUUUAAUGGUAAUUUGGGAAUAAGGUUUAAAAUGGAGCCGUUAGCAAAGUCUGCAAAACUUGCUUCGGAGUACGCAGCGACGUUCAACAUGGAUCCUCUUACAGGUGUGAUAACACUGCAUCGUAUGUUAGACUAUGAAAACCAUAGCGUUUACCACUUUAACAUUACAGCUACGGAUGAAAAAGGCAAAGGAAGAACGAGUGACAGUACUAUUCUCACCAUUACAGUAGACGACGUUCAAGAUACCCCUCCAAUUUUCACAAGCGGUUCAUACAAAGCAUUUGUACGUAAUGAUGCUGAAGUUAAUACCCAGGUUAUUACAGUACAUGCUAUAGAUGGGGACACUGGAUAUAGGCCUAUGAAUGCAAUGGGAUAUUACAUCUCACCAGGCCGAUGCUCAGAACUCUUCAGCAUUAACGAUCAGGGCGAAGUCAACACAAGACUUCGUAUAGACACAAAUACCGACGACUUUGAUCCAGCAUGUGAACUCACCGUUGUGGCACAGGAAGUUGAUGCUGAUCAAAGUCAACAGUACGGACCAAUAAAGACGGAAGCAACAGUGUAUGUUGUUUUGGGAACCAAAGAAACCCACAGUGAGUUUGAAAGAAGAUGCAGCAGCGGCGGUUCAAACCUCAGCAUAGUCAUCAGUGUACAAAUAGUUGGAACAUUGUUGGUUACACUGCUUCUUGGCAUUUAAACAUUCAGUUAAAAAAAGUUAAUAUUAUAAUGUGCUUUAAGACUUAUAUUCUGUCAAGCUUAUAAAAAAUAAUCUUAAUUUCGAUAUAGUGAAAUUUCCAAUUCUGAUUGUAAUAAUAGUUAUUUUGAUGAUAUUUUGCAUAUAUUGAUUGACACAAAUACGGGAUGCUUAAGUGGUGACACCGGCAAUAUACAGGUGAAGAAUGAAAACACAAACCAGCAAUGUUAAUUUCAUUACUUACAAUUAUUUACAUUUUUUUCUAAUUAUUUUUCAACCAAAUUAUACAAACAUUCGAAUCAUAAUUAAAUCAUUACAUAAAGAAUGAUUACAUAUUUAGAAAUUUCAAUUGAAUGUUAAUAAUUAUAUUUGUAUCCAAUAAAUGAUUUUGCUAGCAGAA
Messenger RNA from Ruditapes philippinarum (Manila clam), 1665 nucleotides. RefSeq names its product cadherin-87A-like. The record is from RefSeq and is a predicted model, not a curated record. The transcript has 15 exons. Gene Ontology annotation, molecular function: calcium ion binding. Gene Ontology annotation, cellular component: membrane. Bases 60 to 1268 code for a protein of 402 amino acids. NCBI's taxonomy places the organism in Eukaryota, Metazoa, Mollusca, Bivalvia, Venerida, Veneridae. Gene Ontology annotation, biological process: homophilic cell-cell adhesion.